Messenger RNA from Pomacea canaliculata, 3493 nucleotides. Its product is annotated as protein O-mannosyl-transferase 1-like. Gene Ontology annotation, molecular function: dolichyl-phosphate-mannose-protein mannosyltransferase activity. The coding region runs from base 251 to 2587 and encodes 778 amino acids. The transcript has 18 exons. Lineage: Eukaryota; Metazoa; Mollusca; Gastropoda; Architaenioglossa; Ampullariidae. Gene Ontology annotation, biological process: protein O-linked glycosylation via mannose. Gene Ontology annotation, cellular component: membrane; endoplasmic reticulum. The record is from RefSeq and is a predicted model, not a curated record.
AUAAAAUUUAAUUUUGAGAAUUGUUUAGAGUAGUUUAUUUUUGAACAAUAGUUCAUCCCACUUAGAUGAUGUCUGCAGCAUCCUGCUACUGGUUUGAGUUUGCUGAGGAUUUUGUAGCAGAGAUAAAGCCAGGCACAAAGAAAGGCUCUACACAUGUGCUAUAGUUUGGAGAAAUCGACUAAAGAGAGCAAGCUGGCCAACUUAGCUUCAAUGAAGAAACGAAGAACUUAGUGUAGUGUGACAUUGAAAGAUGGCAGAUGUGUUUCCGACAAGCUCAGCACAAGGUGUACUGCGUACUGCUGUAGAAAAGUCUCAAGAGCGAGAACAGGGAGAUGGUGCACCAGUGCCAGAGCAUCAGAAGGGAGAGCCCCAACAUGUAACCUCACAAUGCCAAGUAUCAGCUCUAAAGAGAAGGCAGACAAUGUCCAAGCCUUUCACUGUCACUGUCCAUAUCGACCUCAUGCAGUUGCUGCUGACAGCUAUUUCUCUUGUGUCACGGACGUGGGCGUUAGGGCUUCCCCGUGCCGCCGUGUUUGAUGAGCUUCAUUUUGCCAAGUUUGUGUCCUUAUACAUGAACAGAGUUUUCUUCUUUGAUGUUCAUCCACCCCUGGGAAAACUUCUACUUGCACUGGCAGGAAGCUAUGCAGGCUUUGAAGGUGACAUCAAGCUAGACAGGAUUGGAUCAGAGUUUCCACCCACAGUGCCAGUGGAGAUCCUUCGCCUAGUGCCUGCAGUCACAGGCAGUCUUGUGGUGCCCUUGGUGUAUCAGAUUUGUGCAGAAUUGCAGAUGUCAAGGUGGGCUGCAACCAUGGCUGCAGGAUUUGUCCUACUUGACAAUGCUCUGCUGGUGCAGUCUCGUUUCAUGUUAAUGGAAGGCAUGAUGAUUUUUUUCUCUUGCCUUUCUGUCAUGUCUUUUCUGAAGUUCCGUGGUCUUUCUCACAGGUCAUUUUCUGUUACUUGGUGGUUUUGGCUGUGCCUCACAGGAAUUAGCUUUACCUGUUCUCUCAGUGUCAAAUACACUGGGGCUUUCACGGGAAUCUUGAUCCUGUAUCUAGCCACCAAGGACUACUGGAAUAUGCUGGAUGACCUUACUAUUUCAGAUAGCUGCUUGGUGAAACAUCUGUUUGUUCGCACACUUGCCCUUGUUGUGCUACCUGUGUGCAUUUACCUGGGUAUAUUUUACAUUCACCUGAGUUUACUGACCAAAGCAGGACCACAUGAUACUGCCAUGACCAGCGCUUUUCAGGCCAGCCUUGAGGGUGGCCUGGCAGCCUUGACCAAGGGUCAACCUUUACAUGUUGUUUAUGGAUCUCAAAUAACCCUGCGGCACACGACUAAUGUAGGAAGUAGUCCUUGCUGGCUGCACUCCCAUGCUCAUGUGUACCCCAUUCGUUAUCCAGACUCUCGAGGAAGUUCCCAUCAGCAGCAGGUCACAUGCUACAUCUUCAAAGAUGUGAACAACUGGUGGAUUGUCAAACACCCAGAUAGAAACAGCUUGGUGGUAGAUGAAAAGCCUGUGCCUGUAAGACAUGGUGACGUUGUGCAGCUAAUUCAUGGGAUAACAAGUCGGGCUCUCAACAGCCAUGAUGUAGCUGCUCCAGUUACACCACAAAACCAGGAGGUAUCAUGCUACAUUGAUUACAAUGUGUCCAUGCCAGCACAGAAUUUAUGGAGGGUGGACAUCACCAAUCGUGAAAGCCCCACCGACAUCUGGCAGACAAUACAGAGUCAGGUUAGGCUUAUCCAUGUGAACACAUCUGCUGCAAUAAAAAUUACAGGAAAGCAACUUCCAGAGUGGGGUUUCCACCAGCUUGAAGUGACUGCAGAUCGCCUUAUCAACCAGCGAGACACAAUCUGGAAUGUAGAAGAGCAUCGAUAUACCAAAAACCAAGGAAAACAAGACCAGACAGCAGAAGUAAGGGAUGCAGAAUUACUUCCUCUUGAACCCACACGGCUUUCAUUCUGGGCCAAGUUUUGGGAGCUGCAAAUCAAGAUGUUCACGUCUAAGCAGGAUGCAGAAAUGGAGCACAAAUACAGCUCGCAGCCACUAGAAUGGCCUUUCAUGGCUCGAAAUAUAGCCUACUGGAUGAGCCCAGACAGCAAUGCUCAGAUUCACUUGCUGGGAAACAUUGUCAUCUGGUCUGCAGCCACUGUUUCUGUGAUGCUGUAUUUACUGCUUGGAGUGUUCUACUAUCUGAGACGACAGCGAGCAGUUUAUGAUAUCACAGAAGCAGAGUGGCAGCACUUUAUUUUUGUUGGGGAGUUGCUGGUAGGGGGGUAUCUUUUGCACUACCUCCCGUUCCUGACAGAUGACCGCACGCUAUUUCUCCACCACUAUCUGCCAGCACUUGUCUUCAAAAUUCUCACCUUGGCAGCAUUAAUGGAUCACCUGUUAACCAUCGAGUCCAGAUAUGUGUCCAUAUCAAGCCUCAUGAUCGGUGGAAUGGGCGUACUGACCGCUGGUGCUGCCUAUGCUUUCUUGCAGUUCUUACCUUUUUCUUUUGGAAAUGCUGAUUUAUCUGCAGAAGACAUUCAGAGUCUCACCUGGCGAGAAAGCUGGGAAUUUUUGCAGCAUAGCCGUGUUUAACUAGCAUCAUUAUUAAACUUCAUUUCUGGCUUUUGGAAAUGAAGAGAGGAAGUGGCCAUAACUCUUCACAGUACAGUCAAACAUAUCAAGUCGAAAAACUGCAUCAAUGCAGUAAUUCACAGAGCAAGAAACAUCACACAGCAAGCUGUGUGAAAAUCAGAACUGCAAAGAGUUAAUAUCAGACAUUCCACAUGAUAUAUGAUAUAUUGCAUGAAGUAAAAAGCAGUUCACAAAAAUAGAUUUAGUUAACGUGGUGAAUAUAUACAAGUAUUUGUAUAGAACUUUUUUUGAAGUUUUUUUAUGGGGGUAUUCUCAUCAUUUUAAAGGAUGACUGUUUAUAUGAAUAAAUUAACAAGAUGUUAGGCAACCCAUCUUUUGCUGACAUUAUUACUGAAGAUCCAGCACAAGUUUAGCAAUGGUUAUCUAGAAAUCUAAAGAGCAGAAAGUUUCUUUAGCAGAAGAGGAUUGAAAUUUUACUUAGCAGUCCUACAGAAACUAGCUUCUAAGAAUGCCUUUGCUAUGACAUAUGUCCAGAAUGUUCGUUGUUAUUCAGAUUUUGGUCUCUCAUUAAGGUACAUCUGUUGAAGACACAAAAAUCCUCUCAUCCCAGCUUAUAGAACGAGAAGUAUUAUCUGUUGGAAGCAAGGAUCUAUUCACUCAUUCUCUGUGACUUCAGUUGCAGCAUGAACUGUCCAUAUAGUUCUUAUGAAGAGAAAAUGUGUUUACAAAUGUAAUGUAUAACUUUUAUGUGCAAUAUUAUCCUCUAGGCUUCAUACCUUUAUCUUUCUCAACAUAAUGCUGUGUUUUAAAGCUGUCACAUGUACACAUUCUUCAUCUGUCUGCACACUUUUCAUUUUUUAAACAGUUUUUAUUGGGUCAAUAAGUAAUAAAAUCCAUUAACCUGUA